UCUGCGUGUCACCCGUGGAGCUGGCGCUACAAGAACAGCGCGAUUUCCCCCAUCCGAUUCUGCCGUCGUCCGACGCCGAAGCCCUACUUCGCCGACCGCCGUCCACCGUUAGCCUCUGCCUCCACUGCCCUAGGAAGCGGAGGUAGAGCGGUGACGCUUGUCGAAUACGCCCUCAUCGAUCCAUGGCUUUUGUAUCGUAGGGUUUAGAGAAGCUUGCGAGCAGAAGUCGAUCCUCGUGUGGGUUUGUAAUCAAAGUUGGGAGCAGCAAUGGCGGACUUCCAGACCUCUACCCAUCGGUCGAGGUGGAUCUUUUCACCUCAGGAAUUGUUGGAGAAGCGUGAGGCUGCUAACCAAAGAGCCGCUAAGUCGCUCGAACAGUUUGGAGUGACACGGUUGGAAGUUCAUCUUGAUGGGUCAGUCUCAUAUGUUGAACCUAUACUUGACCAGAAAGAUAAUGCUGAGCGCUCACUUCCCAAGCCUCUUAACUGUGAAGAGGAACAACAUAUGCGUAUUUUCUAUGAGCAAAAAAUCCAAGAAGUUUGUCUAGCAUUCAAAUUUCCACACAAGAUUCAGGCAACAGCAAUUAUGUACUUUAAAAGAUUCUAUUUGCAGUGGUCUGUAAUGGAGCAUCACCCAAAACAUAUAAUGCUAACUUGCAUAUAUGCUUCCUGCAAAGUAGAAGAAAAUCAUGUAUCAGCUGAGGAACUUGGGAAAGGAAUUCAACAGGAUCAUCAGAUUAUUCUCAAUAAUGAGAUGGUUGUUUAUCAGAGUCUUGGUUUUGAUUUAAUUGUAUAUGCUCCGUAUCGGUCAGUUGAAGGUUUCAAUGAGGACAUGCAGGAGUUUUGUCAUGCAAGGGAUGAAGAGCAGGAGAAGUUCAAGAACUUCCUGCAAACUGCUAAUGCAGAGGUAGACAGGAUAAUGCUGACUGAUGCACCUCUUCUCUAUCCUCCUGGGCAGUUGUCACUGGCUUCCUUGCAUAGGGCAAAUGAGGUGCACGGAGUCCUCGAUUUUGAAAGAUAUUUGAAUAUCCUACUGUCUCGACAGCACUCUGCGUACUCUACUUCUCAGCUAUUUGAAUCUUUGAAGUCCAUUGAUACAUUGGUAGGUAAACUUAACAUACCAACAGCGAAGGACAUGAGGCACAUUGAUCGGAAACUGAAAAGCUGCUGGGAUCCAAGCUCUCAAGACGAAAACAAGAAGCGUGAGAAAAGAUCGAAGCACAAAUCAAAAAGAACAGCAAGCGAGAUGCAAGGAGCACGUGCAUAAAUGUACAUCCCAUCCAAUUAUCUAGAGUCAGAGUCCACAGGUAGCAAGUUCUGCACUGCAGUGGAGGAUGUGCACAAUAUUGCAUCCAACAUCCUGAGUUAUUAUGAACCAUGGUCCCUACCUCUGUUUGGUGCAAUUUUUUGUGGGCCAUUUUCGGAUAUCAAUUGUGAUUGAUUAUUGAGUCAUUGUUUUGGUUCAAGUACUUGAGGUGUUGAGUCAUUUUGUGGGCACGUAUUUUAUCGAGCCAGAUGGAACCAUUUUCUCUUACAUCACAUUUGUUUCUCAGGUUCAUUCGACUUUGGCCAAUUUGAGGGAAAAAAAACUUUUGGCCUUGUUA
Molecule: messenger RNA, 1603 nt
Organism: Musa acuminata subsp. malaccensis (wild Malaysian banana)
Lineage: Eukaryota; Viridiplantae; Streptophyta; Magnoliopsida; Zingiberales; Musaceae
Source: RefSeq, a predicted model, not a curated record